AUGCCACAACUACCCUCGGUAUCUGAACUAUUAGGUUCAACUAGAGUAGAAUCAGCGGCUGGUGCAACAGUACAAACUUAUCCCCAUUCAAACUCCUAUGAUUACAACGAGAGGAAGGAUUCUACUACUUCAAUUUCUUCCCCUACAAUCUCAAAUGACGGAUAUAGGAGACAAUCUACCGAUAAAUCCAGACAUCAAAGACUACCGUCUAUUUCCAACACUAUUCUACCUACAAACAGCAAAAGGAACUCCAUUGAUACGUCGCCACGCUCCUCGGUUCAUCUACCGAGUCUCUCUUAUUCAUUGAUUCCGCGAAAUAAAAGCAACAACAAUAUUACCACCAACCUAGAAUCCCCACCAAGCUCGCGGAGACUGACAGAAUCGUCGAUUAGCAGGACAACCAAUAACCCAGCAGCUCCACUGGUUCUUCCAAGAACUAACUCAGGAAACUACUUGCCUAAUCAAUCUUUCAAAUUCCAGCAGCCACUGCAACAACAGCAAUCGAUACAGCAACACGAGGAAUCUCUGAAGUCAGGGAUUGUGCGGCCACAGGUUGGCUCGCCAAUAGGAAGCGCAGAUAAGCUUCAAACGUUGCACAUGUAUAACAAUUCGCCAUCUAAUUUGCACAUGCAACCGCCUCCACCCCCUCCUCCACCAUUACAGCCCCUGUUCUCAUCCCAGACUCAAUCAAAUUCAAAUACAGUGUCUCCUACACAUAAUCCUCUAACACUGGAAAUAGCCGCUGACCACAUCAACACUGCCACUGUUCCUCAACAUAUAAAUUUACCACUUACAACACCCUCACAUGGUAACCCACAUGGUAACCCAGCCUUCCUAAUAUCCAAAAGUGCCCCAACAAGUACAACUACCACUUCGUAUCCGCUGUAUUUCUACCAAGCAGCACCGCCAGGUGACAUACAAGUGAGGCCUCCUCAAGAACAUUACUUCACCCAACAUGCUCCACAGGCCACAUCUAUUCCAACUCAAACGCCCCCACCAACUUCUUCACGUAAUCAAAACCAAGUUGUAGCUGGCCCUGGAUACUACAUUGUUCAACAACCACAACAAAUUCCACUUCCACCAACGGCGCCACAACAACAAGUACAAGCAUAUGCGCAUCCACUUCCCCCGCAUUCACUACACCACCAAGCCCCUUUAUACCAAACACAACAAGGGUUUCAUGAUCAAGUACAUUAUGAUCCACAUAGGCCACCAGCUUCAGGCGCUUUAGUAGGUCCACCACACAUGUACGCUUACAAUGUUCCUUACAGUGACGAAAACAAUGCUCUUGUCAAUAAGCGCAAAAUUAUCAAACGAAGAACAAGAACUGGCUGUUUAACAUGUAGAAAGAGGAGAAUAAAGUGUGAUGAGAGAAAACCAUCAUGUUUCAAUUGUGAACGCCUGAAGAAGGUUUGUUUGGGAUAUGAAAAUUUGUCGAACUUACAACCAAGGAAAAGAACAAGAGAUACAAGCCUAGACUUGCCAACCACUGAGGGAGGUGCUACUUUGAAUCAACAACCACAAGAUGUCCAACAACAAGUACACGAUGAUAGGAGAAGCAACGGUUUAUGA
This is a messenger RNA of Lodderomyces orthopsilosis Co 90-125, 1572 nucleotides long. It is a transcript of the gene WOR2, whose product is annotated as Zn(II)2Cys6 transcription factor WOR2. NCBI's taxonomy places the organism in Eukaryota, Fungi, Ascomycota, Pichiomycetes, Serinales, Debaryomycetaceae. Gene Ontology annotation, molecular function: zinc ion binding; DNA-binding transcription factor activity, RNA polymerase II-specific. The record is from RefSeq and is a predicted model, not a curated record. Gene Ontology annotation, biological process: regulation of DNA-templated transcription. The coding region runs from base 1 to 1572 and encodes 523 amino acids. The transcript has a single exon.